GCGGAUGUUGGACAUCGGGUUGGAGUGGCUUGGGCCAAAUGGCGGUUAGCUUCAGGGGUGUUGUGUGAUCCGAAGAUUUCGCCUAGAAUGAAAGGUAAGUUCUAUCGAUCCGUAGUCAGACCUGCUAUGUUAUAUGGGGCAGAGUGUUGGGCGGUUAAGAAGACUCAUGUGCGUCGUCUGCAUGCGGCGGAGAUGCGGAUGUUACGAUGGAUGUGCGGGAAGACAAGGUUGGAUAGGAUUUCGAAUGAGGUUAUCCGACGUCAAGUAGGUAUGGCACCGGUGGAAGACAAGUUGCGGGAAGCGAGGUUGAGGUGGCUUGGCCAUGUGAGACGGCGGGAUGCCGACGCCCCUGUACGGAGAUGCGAGAGGAUUACGGUUAUCGGGGGAAGUAGGGGAAGGGGUAGACCUAAGAAGAAUUGGGAGGAGGUGAUAAGACAGGAUUUAGGACUUCUCGACCUGACUGAGGAUAUGGCCCUAGAUAGGAACCUUUGGAGAACUAAGAUUAGAGUAGCUGGAUAGGAGCUCGGUGUUGUAGAGGUGGAGCCGGGGGUCUCUUGGAAACAGCCUCCCUACUUCCGAGUAGGGGCAAGAUUAUUAAUAUAUAAUUUCUAUAAUUUUUUAAUAUACAAAUUACAAGAUAAAAUGGAUUAAAGAAGUGUAUUGGAUGGUGUGUAAAAAUGAAAGUGGACAAAUACUCUGGGACGGAGGUAGUAUAAAAUUUUAUACAUGUUCUUAACAAAAAUGUUAACAAAUGAUCAUUCGUGAAAAAUGAUACUGCGUAUAAUAAUUAGGGACUAAAUUA
Molecule: messenger RNA, 802 nt
Organism: Cuscuta campestris
Lineage: Eukaryota; Viridiplantae; Streptophyta; Magnoliopsida; Solanales; Convolvulaceae
Source: the annotation of a GenBank genome assembly